Messenger RNA from Sorex fumeus (smoky shrew), 3127 nucleotides. It is a transcript of the gene POFUT4, whose product is annotated as fucosyltransferase 11. The record is from RefSeq and is a predicted model, not a curated record. The transcript has 3 exons. The coding region runs from base 1 to 1428 and encodes 475 amino acids. NCBI's taxonomy places the organism in Eukaryota, Metazoa, Chordata, Mammalia, Eulipotyphla, Soricidae. Gene Ontology annotation, molecular function: alpha-(1->3)-fucosyltransferase activity. Gene Ontology annotation, cellular component: Golgi membrane.
AUGGCGGUCUGGGGCGCGCUGGUGGUCCUGGGGGCGCUGAGCGUGUGCGGGGCGGCGGGCUGCGGGGCCGAGGGCGAGGCCGGCGGGUGGGCGGAGCCGUGGGGCGGCGCGGGGCUCGGGCGGGCGGCGGCGCGGGGCGCGGCGGGGGCGGCGGCGGGGGCGGCGGAGGCGCCGCUGCUGCUGUGGUGGAGCCCCGGGCUCUUCCCCCACUUCCCCGGCGACUCGGAGCGCAUCGAGUGCGCGCGCGGCGCCUGCGUGGCGUCCCGGGACCGGCGGGCGCUGCGGGACCCGCGGACGCGCGCGCUGCUCUUCUACGGCACCGACUUCCGCGCGGCCGAGGCGCCGCUGCCGCGCCGGCCGCAGCACAGCUGGGCGCUGCUGCACGAGGAGUCGCCGCUCAACAACUUCCUGCUGAGCCACGGCGCGGGCAUCCGCCUCUUCAACCUCACGGCCACCUUCAGCCGCCACUCGGACUACCCGCUGCCGCUGCAGUGGCUGCCCGGCCUGGCCUACCUGCGCCGCGCCGCGCCCCCGCUCCGGGAGCGCGCGGGGUGGCGCCGCCGCGGCUACGCGCCGCUGCUCUACCUGCAGUCCCACUGCGACGUGCCCGCCGACCGCGACCGCUACGUGCGCGAGCUCAUGCGCCACAUCCCGGUGGACUCCUACGGGAAGUGCCUCCAGAACCGGGAGCUGCCCACCCCGCGCCUGCAGGACACCGCCACCGCCACCACCGAGGACCCCGAGCUCUUGGCCUUCCUGUCCCGCUACAAGUUCCAUCUGGCCCUGGAGAAUGCCAUCUGCGACGACUACAUGACGGAAAAACUGUGGCGCCCCUUGCACCUGGGCUCUGUGCCCGUGUACCGCGGCUCCCCCUCCGUGCGAGACUGGAUGCCCAACAACCACUCCAUCAUCCUCAUUGACGACUUCGAGUCGCCCCAGAAGCUGGCCGAGUUCAUCGACUUCCUGGACAGGAACGACGAGGAAUACAUGAAAUAUCUGGCCUACAAGCAACCGGGGGGCAUCACCAACCAGCUCCUGCUGGACAGCCUGGAUCAGCGCGAGUGGGGUGUCAACGAUCCCCUGCAGCCCAACUACCUAAACGGCUUCGAGUGUUUUGUGUGUGACCACGAACUGGCCCGGCUGCAGGCCCAGAAGGCCCACGAUGCCUCCCCGGGAGAAUUCCCUGCCCCUGAGCCGCGCAUUGCCCAGCCCUCACACAUGGCCUGCCCCAUGCCCACACCGGGCUUCGGCAGUGUGGAGGAGAUUCCCGAGAAUGACAGCUGGAAGGAGAUGUGGCUGCAAGACUAUUGGCAAGGUCUGGACCAGGGGAACGCUCUCACUGCCAUGAUCCACAACAAUGAGACACAGCCGCAGAAAUUUUGGGAUUACCUACAUGAGAUCUUCAUAAAACGGAACCAAAAUCUUUAAUUAGUCCCAUCAGAGAGCCUGGGUAGAGCUACGGAGAUAAAGUACUUAUUCAACUAUGGAUCAUGAGGGGCAUUUGCUGAUAAACCCUUCACUCGUAUGAGUACAAGGAAUUCUGUUAUACUUACUGGUAUUUUAUCUAAUGAUGUAUAAUCAAGAUUUCAGCUUAUACUAACAGCCUCUCCUCAAAGUGCAAUGAAGGCAUUGUCCAGUACUUGGUUUAGCAGGAAGCAGAAGUCUGAAGCGCCCAUGUAGUUCAAGGAGUUUUUAAAUUUUUUUCUUUUUUUUUUGCAGGGGAGGAGUGGGGUGUUACUCCUGGCAUGCUCAGGGGUUACUCCUGGCUCUGCACUCAGGAAUUAAUCCUGGCAGGCUCAGUGGACCAUAUGAAAUGCUGGGGAGCAUCUCCGGGUCGGCACUGUGUAAGGCAAAUGCCUUCCCUGCUCUAUUAUUGCUCAGGCCAGUAAAUGACUUUUUAAAAGGAUUUCUCAUUUCUCUAGCCAUUUCAUCUUUGUUCUGAGGUUCAGUUGCACAUCUCUUAGUACUUGGCUACAAAUAAGGUAAGAUGAGCUAGGUUUAGAGUUUUAACAUUUCUAAUCUCUUCAUAUCCCUCAUUAUUCAGUGUCCUGAGUUUCUUCUCCUCACCUGCUUUAAAAACUGUUAUGCUGAGGUUGGAGAGAUAGUACAGUGUGUAGGGUGCUUGCCUUGCUCGUGGCCAGCCCAGAUUCAAUCCCUGACACCCCAUAUGCCCAUUAUAUGGGGAUAGCAAGCACCUUACCUGCUGUACUAUCACUCCAGCCUUUAGAGUUGUAUUUUUUGGUGUCAUUUACUUUGCUUUUCAGGUCAUACUUUUAAGUAGCUUUUUCUUUCCAGCACACGAAAUCAUGAGAUUUUUUUUUUUUGUUAUAUGAUUUUUUUUCUACUAUAAUUUCCAGGCUUAGUUUCUAUCUUCAACCUACAAUAGAACAGGACACCUCAUUACAAAAAAUGAAGCCUUUCAUAGGCUUACCUGCAUUAAAUUCAUUGUAGAUUUGGCAGCUUAGUAUUUUUUUGUUUGUUUGCUUUUUUGUUUUGGGGGGCCAUGCUCUGUGGGCUACUCCCUGCUUUGUGCUUUUCCCAGUGGUGCUUGGGGGUGAAAGGGACCAUGGAGUGUUGGGGACUGAACCCAUGAGCUACUACCUCUCUGAACCGUAGUUCAUUUCUUAUUUAGGGCAUAUCUAGGAUUCCUUCUCACUUGAUUCUGGCUACUAAUUUAUUCUGUUCGUGUGCUAUGACAGUGUCAUGAAGUGUCCUGUUCUAUUGUAGGUUGAAGAUAGAAACUAAGCCUGGAAAUUAUAGUAGAAAAAAAUCAUGUAACUGAAAAAAAAAUCAUGACUUCAUGUGCUGGACAGAUAGCACAGCAGGUAAGCUUGCACUGCACAUGCCUGACCUGGUUCCAUCUCAGCAUCCAUAUGGUCCCUUGAGCCUCAUCCAGGAGUGAUCCCUGAAUGCAGAGCCAGGAAUAAGCUCUGAGCAUAGCUGAUGUGACUCAAAAGACAAAACAUACGGUUUUGAAAUGUUCAAAUAGGGAAAUAUGAAUCAAAGUGUAGAUUUUUGUUUUUAAUGUGUGGUCCAGGACUUCGCCUUGUACCUACAGUACAAGUGCUCUAGUGCUGACCUACAUCCCUGGUCCCUUAAAGUACAGAUUUUUAUAGGACUUUGGUUC